Messenger RNA from Penicillium concentricum, 462 nucleotides. RefSeq lists its product as uncharacterized. Lineage: Eukaryota; Fungi; Ascomycota; Eurotiomycetes; Eurotiales; Aspergillaceae. The coding region runs from base 1 to 462 and encodes 153 amino acids. The record is from RefSeq and is a predicted model, not a curated record. The transcript has a single exon.
AUGUCAAUGUCACCGAAAUCAUACCCUGGCACUGCCAAUUUCAUUCUGGCACGCUUCCUGGAAGAGCUCGAACUACCCGAUUCCAGUAUAUAUACUGAGCCCCCAAAGCAAAAAGGGAAAAGGCCCGCCCAACAAGAUGCCAGCCAUCGUCCGGUCAAGGUCCUGACACAGGCUGUGCCUCUACGUAUGGCGAUAAUGUCUUGCAAAUUUGCAGACCCGCUACGUCCAUCAACCACGACAGUCCCUCCGGGCUCACAUCCUCCACUUUUAUCAGCCCCCAAACCACAAAAGUCAUUCCAACCCAACCAAAAUGGGAAGCGCGUUCACAUUCAAUUUCAGAAGGAGUUGUGGUUUUUGCGAGUCUCUAGGUCUAGGCCGGAACUGACUAAUAAGAAGGAGAAGUUGGGCUUCGACGUGGAUCUAUGUAUCACAGUGCAUAACUGUGACUGGGGCUUCGCGUAG